AUUUCAGAAUGGGUGCCCAGGGUAGUAAGGUGAACUUUCGGCAAGCCGUGAUUGAUCUCACUUCAAAACCAGGCAAACAGGAUGACGACUCAUUCUGGGAACAAUUAUGGUCACCUGAUAGUGUUCAUAGCGUCAGUGAUGUCUUCGCUAUGAUCCCAGCUGAUGACGUCAGAAAGCUAAGAGAUGAUUCGCCCAAAAAUCUUGCUACCUUGUGCUACAAAACACUUGAAAAAUUACAGUAUGCACGAGAUCAUCCGAGUGAACUAAACGAAAGAAAGGUAAUCAACUGUAUACGGCUCCUAACUAGACUUAUUCCAUACAUGUUUGAAGAUGCAGAGUGGAGAGGGUAUUUCUGGUCUUCGGUACCAACCGGUGAUGGACAAACGCCUAUGGCUAGCGUACUACUUGGUAUACUUUGCGAUCUGUUGUUCUGUCCAGGUUUUACAGUGUAUUCGAAGGAAAAAGUGGAUGACCUUGCGUCACUCGAGACUUGUGAGCUUAUUUGGGAAGCUGGAGUUGGAUUUGCAAAUAAGCCGAGCUCUAGUGCCCAGCAUGACCAAAAUCGUACAGAAAUCCUCAAAUUAUUACUGACUUGCUUUUCGGAAGUUAUCUAUGCGCCCAUAACUGAUGAGAGUCGACUUCGCUGGGUCGCUCACUUCACAUCCGCUGAAAAUAGGAAUGUGUUGCCGUUAUUUACCUCAUUGCUAAACAUUGUCUGUGCUUACGAUCCUGUUGGCAUGGGCCUUCCGUACAACUAUUUACUUUUCAAUGAUUCUCGUGAACCACUCGUUGAAGCCGCGCUGCAGGUUCUCAUCGUUUGUCUGGAUAAAGAUAGUCAACCACAGACUGAUGAUACUGGUUACUCGGACAAUUAUUUCAUAAAUUAUCUUGGUCGAAUUCACCGCGAAGAAGAUUUCGACUUCAUGCUUAAGGGCAUAACGAGGUUACUGAGUAACCCUUUGCAAUCGACUUAUCUCCCAAAUUCUGCUAAGAAAGUAAACUUUCAUCAAGAGUUACUCGUGCUACUAUGGAAAUGUUGUGAAUAUAAUCAGAAAUUCUUAUUCUACGUAUUAAAAACAUCUGAUGUUCUUGAGAUAUUGGUUCCCAUUCUGUACCACAUCACUGAGUCCAGGAAUGAUCCGACACGCGUUGGUCUAAUUCACAUGGGCGUAUUUCUCGUGCUUUUGCUGAGUGGAGAACGCAAUUUCGGUGUUCGGCUCAAUAAACCAUACAUCGCCAAGGCAGCCAUUGAUAUACAAUCCUUCACUGGUACACAUGCUGACCUACUAAUCAUAGUGUUCCAUAAGUUGAUAACUACUGGAAAUCAUCGACUUCAGUCAUUAUUCGAUUGUUUACUUACUAUCAUUGUUAAUGUAUCUCCAUAUUUGAAAUCGUUAUCAAUGGUAGCCGCCAAUAAGCUGCUUCACCUAGUCGAAGCGUUCUCCACCCCUUGGUUCUUAUUCUCAUCCCCUACUAAUCACCAUCUAGUCUUCUUCCUACUAGAAGUAUUCAACAACAUUGUACAAUACCAGUUUGAUGGAAAUUCCAAUCUGAUUUAUACCAUAAUACGCAAGCGUCAGGUAUUCUACCAGCUGGCAAACUUACAGACAGAUUCAGCUUCGAUAUCAAAGACACUUUCAGGAAGAAAAGGAAAAGCUAGAGAGGAAAUGGUAGAUCAGCUAAAGAGCCCAACUUCACCCAUUGCUCCAGAGAUCCCUACAGGCACCACAGCUGCAUUGGCUGCCACACCUCAAGUGACGAGUACACCAUCAAGCUCUGAUGCCACAGAUGAGAAACCAGCACCGGGAGAAGACUGGGUGCCCACCGCUGAAUGGGCAGAACAAUGGAAGACGAAGCUUCCUUUGCAAACCAUUAUGCGUCUUCUUCAAGUUCUUGUACCUCAAGUGGAGAAGAUCUGCAUCGAUAAAGGCCUCACUGAUGAGAGUGAGAUACUGAAGUUCUUGCAACAUGGCACUCUUGUGGGUUUGCUGCCGGUACCACACCCGAUUCUUAUCAGAAAAUAUCAAGCAAAUGCAGGAACGAAUCACUGGUUCAGAACAUAUAUGUGGGGUGUGAUCUACUUGAGGAACACCGACCCUCCAAUCUGGUAUGACACGGAAGUAAAGCUGUUUGAAAUACAAUAAAGUCGUCUUGAAGUUCAAAUAAAGUAUAUAUCCAGUCUACUAAGUUACAUGUGGAACUAAUAUGUUUUUUUUUUCAUCUUUCAUCUGUAGUCGCUGAGUUGUGAUACGCAUUAUCCUAAUUUUCAUUGACUUGUGUUCCUCUUCUGUGAAGGUCUAUCAUGACUUGCUAUGACCCAUAUCGUCACUUUCUGGUUUCUUUAAUAUAUUUUUAAAUAUAUAUGGUACGUUUCAUUUGAGGGUGCUCGCUUCAAUAAAUUGGCCAUUGUAGAUCGAAAGUAGAUAAACAUGCUCUGAGCAUCCCCACCUUCUUUUUUACUGUCUUUACAUGACUUGCUUCCUU
Molecule: messenger RNA, 2484 nt
Organism: Cylicocyclus nassatus
Lineage: Eukaryota; Metazoa; Nematoda; Chromadorea; Rhabditida; Strongylidae
Source: the annotation of a GenBank genome assembly